GACGGCCCCGGGCCCGGAGAUGGUGGAGCGGAGGGGCCCGGGGAGGCCCCGCACCGACGGGGAGAACGUGUUUACCGGACAGUCAAAGAUCUAUUCCUACAUGAGCCCGAACAAAUGCUCUGGGAUGCGUUCCCCGCUUCAAGAAGAGAAUUCAGUGACACAUCAUGAAGGCAAAUGCCAGGCGAAGCCAUUAGCUGGAAUCUACCGGAAGCGAGAAGAGAAAAGAAGCACCGGGAAUGCCGUCCGAAGCCCUGUGAAGGCCGAGGAACAGAAGCUCAAAGAUGCCGGGAGAGGCCCCCUGGCCCCUUUUCCAAACCAAAAAUCGGAAGCAGCAGAACCUCCAAAAACUCCAACCUCAUCUAGUGAUUCUCCCAACGCAGCCAUGGCCAAGCCAGCCCAGAAGAAACCCGUCAAGGGCAAGCAAGGCCCACGGAAAAAAGCUCAAGGAAAAACGCAGCAGAAUCGCAAACUCACGGACUUCUACCCGGUCCGAAGGAGCUCCCGGAAGAGCAAAGCCGAGCUACAGUCUGAAGAGAGGAAGAGAAUCGACGAGCUGAUUGAAAGUGGGAAGGAAGAAGGAAUGAAGAUUGACCUCAUCGAUGGCAAAGGCCGGGGAGUGAUCGCCACCAAGCAGUUCUCGCGGGGCGAGUUUGUGGUGGAGUACCACGGGGACCUCAUCGAGAUCACCGAUGCCAAGAGGCGAGAGGCGCUGUACGCACAAGACCCCUCCACAGGCUGCUACAUGUACUAUUUCCAGUAUCUGAGCAAAACCUACUGCGUGGAUGCCACUCGCGAGACGAACCGCCUGGGGAGACUGAUCAACCAUAGCAAGUGCGGGAACUGCCAGACCAAGCUGCACGACAUCGACGGCGUGCCUCACCUCAUCCUCAUCGCGUCCCGCGACAUCGCGGCUGGGGAGGAGCUGCUGUACGACUACGGAGACCGCAGCAAGGCCUCCAUCGAAGCCUACCCGUGGCUAAAGCAUUAGCCCCCCACCCGCCGUGCCCCUCGCUGGACAAAGUGCCCUCAAAGGGAAAAUUUUUUUUUUUCUUUUACACACUUAAAUCUUAGUGGAUGACUUCAGAUGUUUUUAAAAAAGUAUAUUAAGAUGCCUUUUCACUGUAGUAUUUAAAUAUCUGUUACAGGUUUCCAAGGUGGGCUUGAACAGAUGGCCUUAUAUUACCAAAACUUUUAUAUUCGAGUUGUUUUUGUACCUU
Molecule: messenger RNA, 1217 nt
Organism: Orycteropus afer afer
Lineage: Eukaryota; Metazoa; Chordata; Mammalia; Tubulidentata; Orycteropodidae
Gene: KMT5A
Product: lysine methyltransferase 5A
Molecular function (GO): histone H4K20 methyltransferase activity; protein binding
Source: RefSeq, a predicted model, not a curated record